AUGAGAAUGGAACGUCCAGUUGUAGUUUUGGACAACGGUGCAAGCGUUACAAAAAUUGGUGAAACUGGCGAUGAAGCUCCAUGGACUAUGCCUUCAAUCGUUGGAAGACCGAAACCUUGGGGUCCGAAAAUGAGCCAAACUCACUACCUAAACAACGAAAUUGCUUCAAACUGGGAAGAUCUUAUAUUUUCUUAUGCGAAACUUGAUCGGCAACGAUUGAAUCCAGAAGAAAUAGAAAUUAUCUGGGAAAGGGCAUUUUUGGAGGGACUUGGUGAGCUUCCAAACGGCCGAGAACUCAUUCUCACAGAAGACUACCUCACACCACUAAGCUCGAGAUUUCUUACUUCUGUAACACCGCCUCUGAGUCUUUAUGCUGCUGGCAAAGUUACAGGGGUCUCAGUUCACGGGGGAGAUCUGACAACAACCAUCUGCUCCGUCUUCGAUGGAAUUAUUUUGCCUUCACAGACGAGACUCUUCGAGGUCUCAGAUCGGACUAUUAGAAACGCUGCGGAAAUGCGAGCAGAUCUUCAUACUGAAAUGCAGACGGAAGAAGAAGUCUCAGCUCAGUACAAACACACGAUGGAACUCUUCAUGAAAAAUAAGAUCAACGAGAAAAACGUAUACAAGCUCAACUUGAACCUUGCGUCGACUCUUUUCAAAAAAUCCAACGAGGCCAAAGUUGAUUUUGCGGAAGCUGCGACUGCUUUGGACGGAGCAACAAAAAUCUGGUGCUACAAAGUCGAUGCUAUUUAUAAUGAAGCUUGUCAGAUUACGAAAGACCUGGUUGAUGCAAAAGAAGCAGAAGCUGAUCCAGACGAUAGUCAGCCUGGAGAUUCUCAAGAUGUGGCGUCAAAAAAGAAGCAAACAAAGAAAAAGCGACUGAAGCUUCUUUACCCAGAUCCGACUCCGAUCUCGAACAAAAAAGUUGAUCAGCUGAAAGACCCUUACGCUUUGGAAGUAGCUUCGAAACUCGACAGUGCAACUGACAUUUCCAAGCUUCGCAUCCAGAACCAACAGUUAGAAUCAUUCAAUGAUCUGAAACUCGUUCCAAACGAGUCAAGCUCCAGAAUCAAAAAGAAAGACGACGAACCGAGCAACAAUUUGCCUGUCUUCAGCUUUGAAUUGUUCGAAGACGUGAUUAAUGCAGGCGAAGAUCUCUUUGUCGACAUUCAUCAGCAUCCAAACUUCGCGGGAAGCUUUGACAAAAACAUAAUCGAAGAUCGGCUGAAAACACCCGCCGCACCUGCUCCCUCCCAAUCGCAGCAACCUGCAUUUGAUCCAGAAGACGAAGAAUCUAUUAUUUUCGCCGCCCCUGACCUCAACGACUUCGGUGACGACUUGGACUUGCCCGAGUCUGAAAAUUUUGAAGCCGCACCUGACCUUGUCUGCCCGCCGAGUAUCGACCCUGAAAAGCUAUUUGAAGAUCUUGGCGAAGAAGUUGCCAGUGAAGUCUUGCCACCUCCGACUCCCACCAUUCCAAUGACGCCGCUACCGCAAAUUGAUUAUGAACAGACUGCCGUGCAAACGGAUAAUCUUGACGAUUCUGUUUUGGAUAAAAUUUUUGAGUCCAGGCGCGAGACCCACAGAUUUCGCGUACCACGAAUUCCUCCAAAAAUUCAAGCGAUUGUGAAAAAGAACGAAGCCCUUGCGCAAGGAAAAGAGCCUAAAGCAAAGAAACUUCGGGUUUCAAAGAAACUUGCGAAGAAAACUCCCGAGAAAAAAACAAUUUUCACAGAGUUCGAGCAACAAGCGCAAGGAAUGAUCAACUUGUCCAUCUACAAGUUGACUCAGAAGACGAAGAUCAAAGAAGAUGCAGCUGAAGCUACAUUUAUGAAAAAUCCAGGAGUCGAGUUGCCAAUAAGUCGCAAGACGCGAUUCUUGCACUUCAAACUUCGGACUUCUAUUCCGUUCAAAAAGCUAGAGAAAGUUGGUGAUGGAGAAGAUGAAAUCGAACCGCUCGACUUAGACCAAGCAGAUGAAGAGGAGCAAAUAAGCGACGAGUUCGUUCCGGAGCCCAUCGAAUACGAUAACAUAGAAGAUGGACCCAUUGAAGAUUUCGGUGCUAUUUUCGACUCUCAGGAUGAAGAAGAGGGACCUCCAACAGUGGUUCCCGAAGAUAUCCUUCCAAAGCCAACGUUUGGCGAUGACAAUCUUCUCCAGCGAAAAACAGUUGAGAAGCUAUUUAUCAACUUCGACCGUCGUCCUCGGCGAGUGAAUGUCCGACGCGUCAAGGGGCAGAUGAAGAGUUUGAUUGAGAGCGACGCAAACGCUACGCAAUCGAGACUCGACGAGAGCGCCUUCGAAAAUGAAGAAGAGCAAGUCUAUCAGUUUUCGAAGUUGAGAAACGAGUUGGACGAAUGUCUUGAUGGAGAUGACAAGAAAAACCUGACAACAAGCAUGUCGCUCGUUUGUCUUCUUUAUCUCGCAAACGAACAAGACUUAGAGCUUGUCCAAGAAAGCGGCAACUUCAAGGACUUCAAGAUCAAGACAUCGACUGAAUAA
This is a messenger RNA of Oikopleura dioica, 2502 nucleotides long. Lineage: Eukaryota; Metazoa; Chordata; Appendicularia; Copelata; Oikopleuridae. The record is from the annotation of a GenBank genome assembly.